Numida meleagris (helmeted guineafowl) is the source of this 7026-nucleotide messenger RNA. RefSeq names its product SET domain containing lysine methyltransferase 7 (gene SETD7). Gene Ontology annotation, cellular component: chromosome. Gene Ontology annotation, biological process: regulation of DNA-templated transcription. The record is from RefSeq and is a predicted model, not a curated record. Lineage: Eukaryota; Metazoa; Chordata; Aves; Galliformes; Numididae. Gene Ontology annotation, molecular function: protein binding; histone H3K4 monomethyltransferase activity.
GACAUCUAGAUGACGACGGGUUGCCGCAUGGAUUCUGUACAGUCACCUAUUCAUCCACGGACAGGUUUGAGGGAAACUUUGUGCAUGGAGAAAAGAACGGCCGUGGCAAGUUCUUCUUCUUUGAUGGAAGCACCCUGGAAGGGUACUACGUUGACGAUGCCCUGCAGGGCCAGGGAAUCUACACUUACGAGGACGGAGUGGUGCUUCAUGGCACGUAUGUGGAUGGAGAGCUGAACGGCCCAGCCCAGGAGUAUGACAGUGAUGGGCGACUGAUAUUCAAAGGGCAGUACAAGGACAACAUCCGACAUGGAGUUUGUUGGAUUUAUUACCCGGACGGAGGCAGCCUUGUAGGAGAAGUGAAUGAAGAAGGAGAGAUGACUGGAGAGAAGAUAGCCUACGUGUACCCUGAUGGAAGGACUGCGUAUUCUGGAAGGUUCAUAGAUGGCGAAAUGAUAGAGGCCAAACUGGCAACUCUGACAUCCUUAGAGGAUGGGAAGCCUCAAUUUGAAGUAGUACCAGGCAGCCCAGUGUACAGUUUUGACAAAUCCACUUCAUCCUGCAUUUCUACAAAUGCCCUUCUUCCCGAUCCUUAUGAGUCAGAGAGGGUGUACGUUGAUGUCUCUCUCAUUUCCAGUGCUGGAGAAGGACUGUUUUCGAAAAUAGCUGCAGAAGCUCGUACCGUUAUGUCCUUUUACAAUGGAGUGAGAAUUACACACCAGGAGGUAGACGGCAGAGACUGGGCCCUCAAUGGAAAUACAAUAUCCCUGGACGAUGAAACAGUCAUAGACGUGCCCGAGCCCUACAACCACGCUGCCAAGUACUGUGCCUCGCUGGGGCAUAAGGCCAAUCAUUCUUUCACUCCUAACUGCAUCUAUGACCCGUUUGUUCACCCUCGUUUCGGGCCAAUCAAGUGUAUCCGCACCAUCCGGGCCGUGGAGAAGGACGAAGAAUUGACAGUGGCCUACGGAUACGAUCACAACCCUGUGGGGCAGAACGGGCCGGAAGCACCCGAGUGGUACCAGCUGGAACUGAAAGCUUUCCAGGCCUCCCAGCAGAAGUGAAGCGGAGACUCCUCGGUUCAGCGAACUCAAAUGGAAACUUGGAUCUAUGCACUACCUUUGUACUGAAAACUGGACAACCAGGGAUUGUUUGUGCCGUUGCAUCAUAACUUUGCAUUCUGUGUUAAGAAAUAAGUUUCUUGCAUACUAACUAGGUUUGACUGUGUUACUCAUAGCAGAUUUAAACUUAGCUAGCGUCGCACCAGUCUUAUCUGGAGAAAUUAUUUAAUAUUCUAUACGAGACGUGAUAUUCUUUGGUAGCUUCUGCUUUUGCACCAUAUGCAAAGAUGCCAAAAGACUAGACAGAAGACUAAAAUGGGUAUAUCGUUUACUUUUAGUCGGCAGACUUAGCGUCGCUCUAUCCGCCUAGGCGUUAUUGUGCAACUGCAUUUUGCAUAUAUGCCACUUGUGAUGAUAACAGUAAUCUUUUGAUAUUCUCUACUAGUAGCAUAACUUUGCCUUUUUAAACCUUUGAUCUGAAUCUUGCAAUAGAGCAGUUUGUUAGCAUCUAGGAGGCUGGGUUUUAACUCCCCUUUCCUCUCGUCCAAACGCUGUUCUUUCUACGAAUCCUCUUUUGCGGGAGAAAAUCCUUUCUGACUAGUGGAAAGGCGUGUAUGUGAGAGUGCUGUGCGUCAGUCUCUGUGGCUCUCUAAGUAGCAUAGCGAUGUGUCCAAGCCUAAUAUUUAUCUGGCCUUCACGGCUGGCUUAUUUUAUUUAUUUUAUGAUUAUGACACGCAAACAAAGCUGUUCUUUGCAUGAAGAUUACCUGAAAGGAGAAAACAGACCAGCUUUCUGAAGGACUCUGAGAAGUACGCGUUCUGGAAGGCAGGUACACUGACGGUGUUAGCGACCGUGAGUCGGCUUGUGUAGUUCACGAGUUAGAACGGCUGAUUCUCAAGGCGGAAAUGAGUUCUUUCAAGGGAAACCUGCAAAUCUGAGGGCAGGCCGUGGAACUUGGUCGAGGAGAGCUGUACCUUUUGUACGUGUUCAGUUGGCUAAGAAUAUAGCCGUCGUUUAGUAGCGCUCGGGUGGUGAGUGAAUACGGCGAGAGAGAUCAAACUGAGAUUUUGGUGAAAGCAGAGGAAAUUGUUUCUUGGAAGACAAACAAGGGAGCAUAACAACAUCUCUCAUUGCUCAUAUUUAGAAGCAGCAGUCGAUCCAUAGCUUCAUUACAGCCGACGGUGGGGGCUUGUGAAUAUUGGUCUGCAGGGUUGUGUUCCGGGUUUUUGGGGUAGGGGACUUGCUCAUUUUGUUUGGGUACCAUUCUGAUCUUGCCUCAUGCUGUGGAAGAGAGAAGUAACGGAUCAUUUCGGUCUGGAUGCUGGAGCCCGUUUGGGACUGUGACAUUCUCUUCUUCUGGGUUUAGCGGCUCAGUGACAACUGAAAUGCAUUGGCAACACUUUCUCUAAAUGUUUGUAGUUAAAAAUGUUUGUAUAUAUGUAACAUAGCUGACUUGGAAAUUAGACCUACCCUUCUAUCGCAGCGUUUGGUUGCUCGAAUGAUCGCGAGUGUCUGGCCGCCUCAGGAACCAGGUGCUGGGCCAGCAGCAGAGGCGAGAGGAGGUUGCCAUGCAUGCGUUUGGAGAAUCUCGGCUUGCAGGAGGAACUGGGAGCACGGACCUCUCUAACCUGGGGCUCCACAUAUUUCCCACAACUGACGGCAAAGCUUUUUCAGCACUUCACUGUUUAAGCUUACACAGAAGCUACUCUGACUGUGUGCCGGGGAGGGCUGUGAGAGCUCCGGGGGCUCUUCCAGCAGCGAGCCGAGCAUGAACUCUGACACAGCCCUUUUCCUCUUGCUGGAGACUCGGUCCGAGGCAGUAGAGGUGAUGCCUCUGGGGUUCGUCUGAGUGUGCAGAGAGACAGGUGAGGGAGAGUUGUCGAAGGGCAACUGGCGGCACAGCUUUAGCAAAUCAACCUCAAUGAGAAAUCUGUUUGUUUGGGUUUUUUUGAGCUUAUUUUUUCCCUGCCUGCUGCAAGUUGUUGUUUUGGACCGCAGCUGUUUCAGCUGUUUGCAGAAAGGUGUGUCUCUCUGGUAGGAAGCCACUGCGUGCAUUUGUGAGCUGUUCUUCCAUGACUGUUAAACUUGACAAGCUUAGCGUUGUGUUGAAGUGCAAGGAAGGAGAGGGAGUGUGCGCGUGGCUGAAUGCAGCCGUGAGCUGAUGGUAACUUCUUCCACGGUAACCUGUGUUUCUUCUCAACCUCCAUCAGAUUGUUCACCUCUUAAUGCCAGCUAGGGAACUGUGCUUCAAAUACUGCGAUCUCUCGAGCUCCUUUGGCUUCUUUGCUGCGUGGUCUGAUUCUUCUGCUGUCUCCUCUUCAUGCAGACCCACUUGUUUUGAUAGAUCGGUCUGUCUUCAUACUGCGUGGCUUUAGAGAGGAGCAGAAGAGAGAGGUGCUCUUGGCGCGUCAGGUUUGGCGGUAACAUCAGUGGUUGUGUUGUGAAAUAGGGAAGUCCUAGAAGAAAAGGCGCUCUGGUGUCUCCGUAUGUUCUCAAAAGCCACUGCUGGGGUGACCAUCAAGGAAACGCUCUUGCUCUUGCAUAUGCUUGCGGCCGGCUAGCGUGCCGCAGCUUUUGUCUGCAUUAGCUCUGCUGUAGUUUUCCUCUCUGCUCUGUUAAAAUCUCUCGGUCCUCCUGUAGAUCGCUUCAUCAGUGACCGACAUUUGACAAAAGUUGUGACGAUAAAGCUGCUUUGGCUCGAUUCGAGACUGAGCCCUUGGAUUCUUCUGUGUUUUCUUUUCCUUUGUGGUCUGUUACAGCAGAGGUGGUUAGGAUGGUUUUUACCGCGGGAUGGCGAAAGGGCUCACGGCUGAGCGGGUCCUUUUUGGGUUUUUGAGAGGUGUGCCGUGGUGACCAGAGGUUGAAACACGGGUUAACUAUGUAACUCUGAGUCAGGCCUUCACUCGGCCCAUGCGUUUUGCAGCUCAGCUUCUGGGGCCACUUGAGUAGUGAGACCAGCUUUGCAAAACUGUGAGGACCAUGGCAGAACUCAAUUUCAACUUGAAGCAGAAGAAAUAGUUAUUUUGUGAAGUGAUUUGUUUGAGUUUUUGAAUACCAGUGACUGUGAAAACACAAGAAGCGAAGAAACUCUGCUUCUCAGAGUCUGGCCUGGGUCCCAUUCAGUUGGAACAGAAGUUGGAAGAUGAGCAAGUAGCUAUCAGCUGAAGCGGGGUGACCGGGUGGAUCAUGGUGUACUCUUUGUGACUGGUACUCUUUGAGACUAGAGGAUGGCAUUAGAGAAUUUGAUAAAGCUGCUUUUUUCCGGUCCGGGUCACUUCCCAGCUUCCACCCUCAGUCUGCACCCCUGCAGGUGGCUUCUGUAUCAUUCUCAGGUUGUUACCCAAGUUCCUUUGUGAGAAGGAGCCCAGAGCAACCCGUGUUAGAGGCCAUUGACCCUCUCUCUGGAGAGGUUAGAAAAACAAAUGGAUCGUCUUUCUGUGGCAGCGCUGUGUUUUGUCGCUUAGAGAGGAGAAGCUUGGUGUUCUGGAGAAGCGGUUAACCUUGGAAACGAGAAUGUGCCAAGUGAGAGCUGAGAGCUACCUGCUGCCGGGCCACGCCUGUGGGUAAGAGGGGAGAGGGCUUAGGCCUAUGAGAAGGGAUCUCACGGUGAGUCUGCUGCUAUUAUGUGACUCUCUGGGAUCUGCCGAAACAAGUAAGGUUCCUUUGUGAAUCUGAAGAAGCUUUUUCCCUAUUCUUUGGUACUAAUCAAUCAGUAAAACACGUUAGCCUUUGAAAAUCAAGUCCUAGUAGGACGUGGAUACGGUUCUUUAGCCAUCUGAGCAACGGUUCUGGUCGCUCGUUAACUUGUUCUGCGGCUGUGAGGACGCCAUCUGGGACAGGCCUCGCUUUUUCCUCGAACGCAGCUGAAGCACGGCAACAGGUGACUCGUGCCGGUUUCAGGGCACUUGGGACAAGGCACUGGGCCUUGUGAGGCUGUGUGUUUCGGGACUGCCUAGGUGGCUGACUCAAGCUGAGCCUUUCUAGGUGCAGAGCUUUUACUUGCGUCGCGCACGAUCAGCAGCAGCUGUAGUUUCUUGCUCAGGGCUGCCAUGUUUCUUGGCUGGCGUAGAAGCGGGCAUGCCCGCAGAGGCACUCUCGCCCUCUGCCGGGCGCUGGAGGAGCGGAGUAGCUGGUGUUCAGUACCGGGAACUGAGAAGCGGUAGAAAUCCUCCGUUUCCUCCCUGCUUGGCUCUAAGCCACCUCUGUUGGUGGGUUGUCCCUGUCACUGUUUGCACCUGGCAGGCAGUUGUCCUUGGGCCAAAGCCAGGGCUCUCCGCUUGGGGUGUGUCGGGGCUGUAUGGCACGGUUCCUGGCCCAGAAUCGUGCCUCGAUGAUUUCUUUUGGCCUUUCAUUCCGAUGGGCAGUAUUUGGGGAAAAUGCUGCCGUUGUGGCGAGGGGACGAGUUGUACGGAGCCGUUACCUGCUGCUUCGGCGUCUUCUCGCACAGCAGAGUUGCUGAAGGUGCAGGUGCCUGAGGAAUUCACUUUCAAGCACUUAAAGAAGAAAUUUUUUAAAAAAGAUUGCGUUGAAAGUGAUGUUGCUGAAGCAUCUCCUUAGGUGCCGGGAUGGCUGCCGCCUCCUCGCUCGGCACGCGCCGCUUUGUGCUCAGAGUGUUUGGGUGAGCAGCGCGGGCGUGGGAGCAGCUUUGCCUGCAGGCGUGAGUGGGCUCAGUGCUCACGUGUGCGUGGGGAGAACUUGUUCCUUUUGGUUCAUGUACUGGAAGCAUGAGAACUAUAUUUUUGGAACAGUCUCAUACUGAUUUUUUUCUUUUUUUUUUUAAAGUGCAAGAUUGAGCGCAUGUUUACUUGCCCCAGAUCAAAGGUUUUGAAUGCUAAGGUCACUGUCAGCUGAACAGGCCGUCCUCUCGGCACUCUGCUGUCUUCAGGCAAUCGAAGCUGCUGCCCUUUCUCUAUCGGUUUGACUGUAACUGCUGCUGGGUUUGGUGUGUUUUUUUUUUUUUCCGAUUCUGGGAGAACUAUGUAUAAAAAAUGGAAAGCAAUUAAAUGCUCAAGCCAUAAAAUCACGAGUGCGGGAAGACCCUCUUCUCAAGUUUUAACGUAUUUAUAUGUAAAAUGAUGUUUGUAUGAAAUAUUUUCACGGAAGAAUGCUUACUUAAAAAAAAUUCCAGUAGGAUUAAACCGAGUUUAAAAGGAUGUGUUUUUGUAAGAUGCAAGUGUAAUCGGUUACCGAUAAGCAGACUUUUUUUUUCUUUAGGGGAGAUGCAACCAAUAAUUGCAAAUUACCAUUGCAAGUGGUCCUUUCUGUUAGUUGGGGAAGUACUUACGCCGUGUCCCGUGUGGCUGCCCGAACUGAUGGCAGCAGCGCGGCCAGUCCCUCCUUCAGGACGUACCUCUCAGCCCAUCCCGCGGUGCUCCUGGGCAAGCGGACUCUCCCUCCUCACCGCGGUUUCCUCCUGUUCAACUUUUCCUACUGUAACUGUUCUGAGUUGAACUCUCGAGCUAAGAUCCAGACUAAAAUUGCGUGUUACUCCACAGUUUCUGCUGGGCCUUCUGCUGUUUUAAUACUCUGUAGCCCGUACUGACUGGGUCUCUCUGUUCGGAAGAACUAAGUGCUAACGAAUAAUCCUUGGGGUGAGCUUACAUGUGUGUUCACAGUUAACCCCGGCAUAUUUAACUUGUGUACAGUACUUGAUAGGUGUUUUCUGACAUUUGUACUCGAACUAUGAGCCUUACUGAACAUCUGUAGGUUUAUUCAUGACUUUUAAAAAUGGAUAACUCUAAGAAAGAUGUUUACAUGACUGACGAUUGCCCUUCCUUUGAUGUUACGAAUGAGGUUUUUAUAGUGUGUUUGGGUGUAUGUGCAAGGAAGCAAGAAACAACGUUUCUGGGGUUAAAAAAAAAAAACAACAAAACAAAACAAACUCGACAAACAUUUGUAAUAAGUGAAUUUUAAAGAUCGCUUUAAUUGCGCUACGAAGGCAACGCAGAUAUUAAAAUAUUCAACAGAA